Molecule: messenger RNA, 1824 nt
Organism: Trypanosoma conorhini
Lineage: Eukaryota; Euglenozoa; Kinetoplastea; Trypanosomatida; Trypanosomatidae
Exons: 1
Coding region: 1-1824 (607 amino acids)
Source: RefSeq, a predicted model, not a curated record
AUGCGGCGGACCGCAUCAGGAGCGCGGCUAUCAAACGACGAGGUCUUGGCAGAGUUGAGUUCCACAAUGCUCCCUGACCGCAAACCAGCUGCAAAGAUUGUGGUUGAGCCCCCCUCUUUAUCCUCUCGCGGUGAAGAUGAUAUGCCACGCGGUGGCACCAAGUCUGACGCCUCGCCUAGAGCUGAGAUACGCGGUGAUGGUGUUCCCAAAGAAAGCGGUGCAACGAUGAUCCAGGAGUUGCGGCAAAAUAAGGCAAAGAACGUAAGAGCUUCCCAAGAACUGAAGUUGGGGCAGGGCAACGUCAUAGAUGACAUGAACGUUCUUCAACGUGGCUUACAAUCUCACCUCGUCGGUGCGGCGAAGCAAUCAAAUCUCUCAGAAGGGCAAACUUGUGGAUUACAAGCAAUACUGGAGGCAAACCUAGGGGAGCCUGAGCCGCAGCUGUCGACGGCGGAGGCAGGCUGGACUCAGUUUGUUUUCACCGAGCUACGGACAGUCAAGCAAAGGUUGGAAGAGGAAAUGCGGGGAUUGAAGGCACAUCAUGAGGCACAAAUGGGUGCUCUGCUUGAGAAGGUGAGCGAACAAUUUGGACACGUAAAUCAACUCAUCUCUCAGUUACUUACGGCACUGCAUUCGUUGCGGCAGAAUGAAUCCAAAGCCAAUAAGUUGGAGGUCUUUCCCCCUGAUGAUUCGCUUCCUGGAGGGGAGGAAAAGGUCCAGCUGGUGGUGAGUAUACCGUCUUCUACCGAGAGCCCCGAAGUCCUGCUUCCUAUAAGCGUCAACGCCACGGUAGGCAUGUGCAAGCGUGAGCUCUUGCGACGAAUUCACCAGCAAUGUUUGGUUAGUAGUGACGUUUCCUACUCCAAUGUUGUGCUUCUUCAGGACACCCGAACCCUGUAUGAAGAAGACGUCCUUCGGGAUGUUCUCGUCCCUGGCCCCCCAAACGCAAGCUCUUCAGGGGAGUUGGUGAAAUUGACGCUGCGCACAGUGCUGCCCAAACCGAUCCACGGCGCACCUUCAACAGAAGAGGAGGUCUGUGCACCCACGGCGAGUUCAACGGUUCCGCAGAAUGCCGCUUCCUCUAAUAGUUUUCACUCCGCUGCCGCUGUACCUAAGCACGGCGGUGGCAAACAGACUCCUGUGCAGACGAACGAAGGCACCUCUCAGUCACCUCAACCGAGCAGUUCCAAGCGUCACUUCGUCCCCAUAACCUCUACACAAGCCGAGGACUUCGGUAUGCUGCGUGUUGAGGAUGUGGAUGAGAUAAGCGGGAACGAAGCCCUGUAUCGUCGACUCGUAACCGAAUUAGAGCGGUCAGAGAGAGAAGGUCUCGUUAAGGAGGAAAAAUUGCAUUGCGUUGUAGCUGUCAAAGAAGGUCUAACACGUAUUCGUAUAUAUUUGUUGGAUCGUGCAGUCUACUCUCCCGUGGAGGUGCAUCGUCGCGUGGCCCGUAGCGCUCUUGAAGAGUUGCUCGCCGCCUCGGCACCAGGAGCCACGCUGGAGGAAAUGUCCCGGGCAAGCAGCAUGGCACAGACGGCGUUGCAAAGUAUCAGCUCUACCCAUGGAGAGGAUAGCCGUGUUGCUGCCGUGCAGGAGGGCAUGCGUGCGGCGCAAGAUAGGAAGCAACAGACGAUUGACGAAAUCAAAGAAUUAUGUGAAAAUAUGACCUAUCGCCUACGCAUCCCUUCAAAUAUGUUGAAGCGUGCGGAGUCUCUAACACAAGACGCACAGAGAGCUCUUAUAUUGGCACCCAGUAUGACGCAAAAAGAGUUGGACGAAAUACAUGAGUCGUUGGUAGAUUUUUCUAGAGCGGCUUCUUCCUGA